AGGCAAAAAAAGGUCACGUGACCUUUCACCCUCUCUUCCUUUAAAUAGCCCUUAGGCCGCUCCCUCUGUCCACCAAGCUAAAUCUCAGCAUUAAACUUCGUUAAUUUCUUCGAUAUAAUCAAUGGCCGCAGACAAGAAGAUUAAGAUCGGAAUCAACGGUUUUGGAAGGAUAGGUCGUUUGGUUGCCAGAGUUGCUCUGCAAAGGGACGAUGUUGAGCUUGUGGCUGUUAACGAUCCUUUCAUCUCAAUUGACUACAUGUCCUACAUGUUUAAGUACGACAGUGUUCACGGUCAGUGGAGACACCAUGAAUUGAAGGUCAAGGAUGAAAAGACCCUCCUGUUCGGUGAAAAGCCAGUCACUGUGUUUGGUAUCAGGAACCCAGAGGAGAUUCCGUGGGCUAAGGCCGGAGCCGAGUAUGUUGUUGAGUCAACUGGAGUUUUCACUGACAAGGAAAAGGCUGCUGCUCACUUGAAGGGUGGUGCCAAGAAGGUUGUUAUCUCUGCCGCAAGCAAAAAUGCUCCCAUGUUUGUUGUGGGUGUCAAUGAGAAAGAAUACAAGCCGGAAUUUGACAUUGUUUCAAACGCUAGCUGCACUACCUACUGCGUUGCUAUUCUCGCAAAGGUUAUCAAUGACAGAUUCGGAAUUGUUGAGGGUCUUAUGAGCACUGUUCACUCCAUCACCGCUACCCAGAAGACUGUUGAUGGACCAUCAAUGAAGGACUGGAGAGGUGGUAGAGCCGCCUCCUUCAAUAUCAUCCCCAGCAGCACUGGAGCUGCCAAGGCUGUCGGAAGAGUUCUGCCUGUUCUCAAUGGCAAAUUGACUGGCAUGUCUUUCCGUGUUCCUACCGUCGAUGUUUCAGUCGUUGACCUCACUGUCAGACUUGAAAAGGAGACAACCUAUGAUGAAAUCAAAGCUGCCAUCAAGGAGGAAUCUGAGGGCAACCUUAAGGGCAUUUUGGGAUACACUGAUGAAGAUGUUGUUUCCACAGAUUUCGUGGGUGACAGCAGAUCAAGCAUAUUUGAUGCCAAGGCUGGCAUUGCUUUGAACAAGAACUUUGUGAAACUUGUGUCUUGGUAUGACAAUGAAUGGGGAUACAGUUCUCGCAUAAUUGACUUGAUUGUCCACAUGGCAUCCACUGCUUAAACUGUUGCGGAUAAUCAGAGCCAGAGGCGUUGUCUUUCAUGAUUUGUUGGCUUAGAGUUUAUUUAUUUAUACAUGGAGCUGGAAUAAACAUGAGUUGUUUUAGAUGUUUAGUUCCCCUUUCUGGGUGAGAGUUCAGAGGGAUGUUGAAUAAUUUCAUGGUUUAUAGCCGGUCAGACAAGCCUCUUACCGAUUUCAAAUUCGUCAUUUCAAUAAUCAAAAGCAGAUUGUGUUAUUUCGUGAAAA
This is a messenger RNA of Mangifera indica (mango), 1387 nucleotides long. RefSeq names its product glyceraldehyde-3-phosphate dehydrogenase, cytosolic-like. NCBI's taxonomy places the organism in Eukaryota, Viridiplantae, Streptophyta, Magnoliopsida, Sapindales, Anacardiaceae. The record is from RefSeq and is a predicted model, not a curated record. Bases 122 to 1144 code for a protein of 340 amino acids. Gene Ontology annotation, biological process: glucose metabolic process. The transcript has 11 exons. Gene Ontology annotation, molecular function: NAD binding; oxidoreductase activity, acting on the aldehyde or oxo group of donors, NAD or NADP as acceptor; NADP binding.